Molecule: messenger RNA, 1561 nt
Organism: Diprion similis
Lineage: Eukaryota; Metazoa; Arthropoda; Insecta; Hymenoptera; Diprionidae
Product: probable cytochrome P450 6a14
Exons: 6
Coding region: 11-1561 (516 amino acids)
Molecular function (GO): heme binding; monooxygenase activity; oxidoreductase activity, acting on paired donors, with incorporation or reduction of molecular oxygen
Source: RefSeq, a predicted model, not a curated record
AAGAGGAAACAUGUCACCUCACUCCAAGUACUUUGUCGUUGAAUUCGUUGGAAUAGCAAUUGCAAUAAUCUGCGUCGUGUACACAUAUUUUAAGUACGUCACCUUGAGAUACUGGAAAAGAAAAAACAUUGAAUAUGUCAAACCGGUUGUUCCAUUUGGUAACAUUUGGCCAUUACUUUCGGGCCGGUCUUCAAUCGGUGAAUUGUUUCGGGAUCUGUAUUUCAGUAAAAAGAAGAGUCCCGUAUUUGGUAUCUACUUGUUGCACAAACCUGCACUUGUAGUCAACGAUCCCAACCUCAUACGCUUCGUUCUCACAAAAGAGUUCGCGCAUUUUCAUGACCGUGGUGUCUAUUGCAACGAGAAGAUCGAUCCCUUGUCGGCGCAUUUGUUUGCCGUUCCCGGUGAAAAAUGGCGGUUUUUGAGGAGCAAGUUCUCCCCCACAUUUACUUCGAGUAAAAUGAGACAGAUGUUUUUCACGAUGGGAGAAUGCUCCGAGAAAAUGGCUGCAUAUAUCACUGACAAAGCGAAAAAUCGCGAGUUGGUCGAAAUCAAGAAUCUCGUCGCGAGGUUCUCCACUGACGUCAUAGCUUCGGUAGCCUUUGGCAUUCAAGCGAACAGCAUCGAGAAUCCUGACGCAGAGUUCCGAAAGUGGGGUCAAAAGUUCUUCCAACCAAAUCCAUUAAAGAAUCUUCUUUUACUUUUGGCUCCUACCUGGCUGGACCUGUUUAAAAUUCCAGUCAUUGAGAAGGAUAUUAGCAAAUUCUUCAUCAGUGCUUUCACUGAAACUGUGGAAUACAGGAUCGCCAACGAUGUCGUCAGGAAAGACUUUUUGGAUCUGAUAAUGCAGCUCAUGAACAAGGGUUACAUAGACAACAAUGAUGAGAAAACGCGUGCCCAACUGUCAGGGAUCGACAGGAAUAAAAUAACCAUGCUCGAAGGAGCUGCGCAGGCCUUCGUAUUCUGGUUAGCAGGGUUUGAAACCUCAUCGUCAACGGUCACUAACUGCCUCUACGAGCUGGCGCUACAUCAGGACAUGCAGGAAAAAUUAGCCGACGAAAUCAACAAGGCUCUGGCUGCCAAUGAGUUUGGGAGCAUAUCUUACGACAGUAUCAAGGAGAUGCCGUAUCUUGAUAAGGUCAUAUCCGAAACUCUAAGGAAGUACCCGGCUAUCCCGAUUCUGAACAGGGAGUGCACGGACGAAAUUGAUCUGCCUGGCACUGGUCUUCGCGUUGCUAAAGGAACCGCGAUCAUCAUCCCGGUUUAUGGAAUACACAGCGACCCCGGCGUAUUUCCAGAACCAGAAAAGUUCGACCCGGAACGAUUCACUGAGGAAAAUAUAGCCAGCAGACAUCAGUACCAUUACCUGCCGUUUGGCGAAGGGCCCAGAAACUGCAUCGGCAUGAGGUUCGGAUUGCUCCAGACGAAGGUCGCCCUCGCCAAGCUGCUUUCCAAAUAUCGUUUCAAACCGGGUCCGGGUUUGAAAGUACCAAUGGUGCUUGACAAAGGAAACAUCCCCAUUGGACCAGCGGGUGGCAUGAUUCUCCGAAUUGAAGAACGAUGA